This is a messenger RNA of Neodiprion fabricii, 9715 nucleotides long. RefSeq names its product mothers against decapentaplegic homolog 2 (gene Dad). Gene Ontology annotation, biological process: SMAD protein signal transduction; BMP signaling pathway; anatomical structure morphogenesis. Gene Ontology annotation, molecular function: transcription regulator inhibitor activity; I-SMAD binding. Gene Ontology annotation, cellular component: heteromeric SMAD protein complex. Lineage: Eukaryota; Metazoa; Arthropoda; Insecta; Hymenoptera; Diprionidae. Bases 2779 to 4581 code for a protein of 600 amino acids. The record is from RefSeq and is a predicted model, not a curated record. The transcript has 5 exons.
UGCCCUGUGCGUUUAGUAUGCCGUGGUCGGUGGUGCGUCGCGUUCAGGCUGCUGGUGCAGACGAGGAGGAGUUGCUUGCCGAGAAGGAGUGAAGUAUGUGUUCAUGACGGAGGCCUCGUGCGACGACGACGACGAAGCAGAAGAAGCAGAAGAAGCUGAAGAGGAAGAGGAGGAGGAGGAAAAAGAUAAAGAUAAGGAUAGAGAUAAAGAGGAAGAAGCAGAGGCUAAGAAACGCUCUCUCGUUGUCUGUAAAUCCUCGUCCGUAGUGUCGUGCUGCCGGGGUGUUCGCGUGUUACACGGAGAGCAAAGAGCAGAGCCGAAGCUAAGCCGAGAGCUGAGUCGAGCCGACUCGACAGUACGAGAAUACGCGCAUACGUUCGUACGUUGCGUAGAACGAGAGGGAACCAAAGGGUACUAACGAAUCGACCGGUUCUCUCGACUAAUUGUUAAAACGAGAGAUCCGACACGCGCACGAGCCGUAAAGGUAUAACAAUCGGCGAAAAUAACAGAGUUUAAAUACCUGUCAACGGAUAUUAAUAACGUACUGGUAUUGCGCGUGUCUGUGUGUGUGUGUGUGCGCGCGUGUGUGUUCUUUUGCCUGCGUAUCAAAAUUGCAAACGCGUUCCGUCGACCGACUUGAGGACGAUCAACAAGUUCGCCAACUUUUCGAAUCGUCGAUCGAUCGAUUAGCUCGCGUUGGUGUUUCAAUUUUUCAAAAAACAUACCUCCGGAUCGUUUCUCAUUCUGCGUAUAUCCUUCGAUUUUACUUGGAUUUUUUCUCCGUCCGGUCCCCGUAAGCACUCGUUUAAUAUACCAACCCGCAGCCGAGUUCAGGGUGGUGUCACUGUAACACACGCUGUAUAUUAUGCACGCAAAUUCACACUUUGAUCGAAUGUAACGUAAGUAUAACGUUUGGGUAUAUUGUUGUAAUAUACCGUAUACCGUAUGCGUUUACACGCGUCUCAAUAUUUGUCUCAUAUUCAGGCUCUCUUUCUCACUUUCCCCACUAUUUCUAUCGUUAAAAAAAAUGAGACAAUUAUUGUAUUGAUAAUAAUAACAGUAACAAUAUAAAAGAACACCGGUCGUUGACGAGUUAAAUUUUUAUUAAAAAUUACUCAACGUUUUCAAACUGUGACAAUGGUGUGACAACAACGACGACGAGAGUGUGCGGAGAAGCUGAGAGACCGUGUGAUCAACAAACCUGUUUAAAAUAACCUACCAGGUACACGUAAUCGUGCGCCUCAGUGACGUACAACAUACCACUACUGCCGGUACAGCGUGUUGGUAUACCGAAUAAAAAUAUUAGGGGAAAAAAAGAAACAUCCAAACCAAGAGGGGAAUAAUAGUAAUAAUAACCGAGUGAACAAGAACAAGUGAUGAGAAGUGUAAAAUGUUAAUUGGUGAUAACAAGUUAUUAAUAAAUAGUGGUGUCCGUAACGGAAUCGUAAUCAAAGUGUUGUUAUGUGGGGCCACAGCGGUGGUGGCCAAUACCAGGAGCAUCGUCAUCGUCGUCAUCAUCUUCGGCAGCAGAAUCGUCCUCGUGGCCGUCGUGCAGUUUUCAUCGUUAACGAAAGCAUCCCGUUCGUCGAUUGCGAAAUCCGGUGAUCCGGUGCCGCGUGUAAAGUCUUUGCCGAGCUGGGCCGACGGGGGUGAGGAAAACCGGCGGGAUAUCGAUACGAGAUCGUCGUCGUCGAAUUCGUCGAGCCUCGUCGAUGAUCAGAGGGAGAAGAGAAGAAGGCGGCAGCUGCAACGACGCGUCGUGAUCUUCGCUGUUCUCGUUAAAAAACGCAGACGUAAAACAAUCAGCCCUCUUCUAGCCGCGAAGGCGGUGGUGGUCCCGCUUUGCUCAUCCGAUCUUUCACUCGGUAGUAUCAGCGCCAAAGGCGGCGGCGCGCCGACACAACAAGUCGGCCAAGAGACGGCGAGGGCGACGGGUGGUGAGGGGGUGGAGGAGAAGGAGAAGGAGAGGAAGAGGCAACGACGACACACACGCGUCGUCCGCGACGCCGCGAGCAGCGGCAACUCCGUUCUUCCUAUUCUUCUUCGGCUUUGCGUUCCGAGGCUACGUACUUCUCAUUAUUGCAGCCUACCGUUGGUACCGCCGGUCGCAUCGAAAACCCGGCGUCGCUCUUAUUGUCCCGCAUGCGAGGGAAGAACGCUGAAUAUACAGGCCUGAAGAAGAAGAUUUAAAGAAAUAUCCCCCCCACGUAGCGAAGCGUGUGUCUGUGUGGAUAUUUUGGAGAAUAGAGAAAUUUUUAAUCCUUCUCUCUUCCUGCGUAUUAUACCGUUACUACGAUUAUUUUUAAUUGGUAUUUCUUUUUUUUUUUUUUUAAAUUCUACUUUUCCUUCUUUCGUUAUCGUCGCUAUUCCCUGCGUACUGUAUAUAUAAUCAAUCUCCCGCUCUCUCGCUCGCAUCUGCAUUUCUUCGCGAAGGUGCCUUGUGUACGUAAUAACACAACGUAUUAACGAACAGUGAGACAGAUAUCUGAUUGCCUAGAGAGAAAUAAGAGAGACACGUCGACGGUGAUAAUCUAGUGAUUCGUGGAGUUGAAAAGGGGAUAGUGAUAAAAAAUAAAAUUGUUGACUGAGGAAAAUUAAGGAAAGAAGGAAAUAGAUAAGAUAAUAAUAUAAGAAACGGGGAAAAAAACCAAACAAACCCAGUGCGUGUGUGUGUCUGUGCGCGUGAUAAAAAAGUGAAAUAGAAAAAAUAGACAAACUCUUUGAGAAACGCGGUUAAAAGUACUGGCCCCCAAAUGCACAACCGGGAAAUCCUGUUUCAUGUUCAUGUUCUGGAGCAAACGGACUCUGCUCACUAAACGUCUCCUUAAGGCAAAAGUCCGUGGGGAGCAUGAAACCGAGUGUGAAACUCAAGAGAAUAAUCAUCACAUUGUACCGUACUCGAUUGGUUCGACGAGCGAAUCAUCAUCGAAGCAUCAUCCACCCUCAGGCAGCGGCACUGCCAGUCCGUCGACGACAUUAGGCGUCGGUAGCGCGGGAAAGGCGACGACGACGACGACGACGACGACGAAUUGUUGUUGCUGUUGUUAUUGUUGUUGUUUCACCGGUAGCGAGGAUAAUCGUCGUAAUCGUCAUCAUCAUCAGCAGCAGCAGCAGCAGCAGCAGCGUUACGGCAAUGCGUCAUCAGCGAGCAUCGACGAUACGUCAAACGAUAACAACGGACGUGUAACCAGGUGCAAGGAUCUGCUGAAAAGUUUGAAGGAAAAUCAGCUGGAGAUGCUUUUGGCCGCGGUAGAAAGUUACGGAGCCGAUCUGAGCGGCUGUGUUCUCGUACCGAGGCGGCGACGACGCGCCGACGGAGAUCUGAGAACCGUCGAAAACGCGACCAACGAUAAUAAUACCGCGAUGGGCUGCAGGGAGGAUAAAAAGACCCAGCAGCAGACGCAGCGAUCCUCGGCUCGUCAUCAUCAUCAUCACAAUCAGCACAGUCAAAGACUGCAGCAGCGGCUGACGCGAGGGGAACGACGAUCGGACGAUAACGACGAGAACGCGAUUCCCCUGGAGGAGAGGAACCCAACCUCCCUUCCCCUCGCCGACGCCGCGAUCGCGACGACGACGACGACGACGAACAGCACGUGCAGCAGGUUCGGUCGAGGCGAUCGACAGUCGUCUCAUCGUUCGCGAAAUUCCGCCGGUGCGACGCCGGCGUCGACGGAUCGCAACACCGGCGUCGAACCCCACCUUCUCUGCUGCCAAAUUUGGCGGUGGCCCGACCUCGCCGACAGCGAUGAACUUAAGAGACUUCCGGUAUGCCAUUCCGACGAGGAUCCCGUCUACGUUUGCUGCAAUCCCUAUCAUUGGAGUCGGCUCUGCAAACCCGAGUCGCCGCCACCUCCCUACUGCCUUAUUGCCGAUAGGUUAAGACCCGAGGAUCGUGCACCGAGCGAAGGUGGAGGCGAAGGAGACGCCGACGCGGUGAUUAAUCGGCACAGAAACGCAAACCCACCACCACUUCCCGGAUCCCUGACUACGAACGGUGAAGACGCAUCGGGACAGCGGGAAUGGUGCACCCUGGCCUACUGGGAACUCGGCGGUAGAGUGGGUCGUCUCUUUCCCGUCGAACCGUCGACGGUAAACGUGUUCGACUCCCUCCUUGACGGAGACGGCCUCUGCCUCGCGACCCUUGCCGAGAACCACUCGACUUCGCCGGCGAUUCAGAGGACUCGCAGCAAAAUAGGUCUCGGUCUGACGCUGAGCGACGAGUCCGACGGCGUUUGGGCCUACAACAGGUCGGAGAAUCCGAUAUUCGUAAACUCGCCGACGUUGGACGACCCGGAGUCGAGAACCUUGCUGGUGUACAGGGUGCCGCCUGGAUUCUGUCUGAACAUAUUCGACCGGGCAAAGAAUGUACACAGGCACUAUCACCACCAGCAGCAGUCGUCGACCUCCUUGUCGUCGUCGACUUCACCGAAUAACGCCGCCGUCCAGGGACUCACCAGCGGUCCCGUUGACGUAAACUCCGUCCGUAUAAGCUUCGCCAAGGGCUGGGGACCGAAGUACUCGAGGCAAGAGGUCACCUCGUGUCCCUGCUGGCUCGAGGUUUUACUUGCGCCGUGCAGGUGAUCCCUCGACGUUCGUUUCCUUCGACAUUUUCUCGGACACGCUCGAUCUUGUUCAAGAUCAAUUUCGCCGAUAUGGAUAACGGAGGGGGGAAAUCCGGAACGAGGACGGAGAUUCUCUAAACCCGUGCGUUUCUACAGUAAUAAUAUGCAACUUGGAACUGCGAGUUAGUUGUGUUUUGUGUUAUUUUCAAAAAAAAAAAAAAAAAAAGUUAGGAUUCUCCUUUUCCUUUUACUUUACUCUUCUCUUCUCUUCUUUAUUUCGUCGGAUUUUAUAUAGAACACACACAAAAUUUGAUCGAUUCUUACGGUUGAUGUCCGCACGUUAUUUUUACCAUAUUAUAUCUCCGAUACAUCCCCGUAUAUAUAUAUAUAUAUAUAUAUACACACGGUGUAUCAUAUGUAUAUUGUACGUGUAUAUAUUUUUAGUAUAUGUACAAAGUAUGUAAUUCGAUGUGGAAGAAAAGAAGAAUUAGACUUGUGGCAGAUGAUAUUCAGAUGGAUAUUGCUAGUCCAUGAUGCAAUAUUUACAACAAUAUAUACCGUAAAUGUAUAAUGUUUACAUUGUAUAUUAUAUUGGAGUUGCUGGAAGAAAACUCGAAGCUGGCAAAUCAAUUGUUGGUACUUUUUUUUCUUCGAUUUCUGCGACGAUCGCAUGUGUUUUUUUUUUCCUCUUUUCUACAGUUCGCUGUAGUCACAGUUGGUAUUUUUUGUUUUUUCCACUUCUCACCCCAUUGGUAGGAAGGUAUCCAGUUAUUAUUGACAGUAGUAAAAAAUGUAUGUAGGUAGACAAUGAUUUAUUUAAGUAUGAAUGUCGGUAGCUAAAAACAAAUCGAAACAAACAUUUUUUUUUAUAUCAAUAAAGAAUCCAGAGCUUUUUUUUAAUACAAGUUUUGACAGUUAAAAAAAAAAAUUGAAAUAAAAACAACAUGGUUUAUCGAUAGGAUGAAUUGGAUUUAUUUAAAAAUAACACAUUCUACGCGUGGUUGUCAAUGUACUAUAGAGUGUAUGAAACAGAAAUGGCAUGAGGAUACUUUUUCUACCGAUUGGUUUAUGUCGAUUAAUUGAAAGUUGUAAUUUCACCUUGUUCGUAUUCAAUUAAAUCAUUCAUUAUUUUCCUCGUUGUUUUUUCCGUCUUUCCGACUGUAAGCGAAAUUGUAAUAAAAUUGGGAUCCGUUUUAUGCGAUUCCAAGUGCGAUUCGAUGAGUUGAAACGCUUGUGUUAUUUAAUUAUUCUUCGGUCUCUUCCGGUUGUUGUUAUUGUUGUUGUUGCGCCGCUGUUAUUACUAUUGUUACUCCUAUUAUCAUUAUUACUGUUUAUGUUGUUGUUGCUAUUGCCAUUUGUGCAUCCCAUUUCUUUUCAUUACUACCACUAUCGGUUGUCAUCAUUAUUGUUAUUACAAUUAGUUUGAUAUUAUAUUUUCACACCGAUGUUUCGAAUCUUAAUUCCGGCUGGCAAGGAGAACCGAAUUUCUUUAGUCAACGUUAAAUAUACCCGCGCACGUACAUACGUACAUACGGUAUAAAAUUAAAUUGUGACAAAUCUGAUUUUCUAUCUCACUUCUCUCUCUUUUUUUUUCAACUCUUUCUCUCCGAUCAUCCUUGUAUAAUGUUUGGUGUCGACGAGUACACGUUAUUAAUAUUAUAUCUAGUAGACAGUCUAGAAAAUUGUAUGUCUAUACGAAGUGUACGCAGUAAACAGACUUUCAUCGGCGUCGUAGAUGUAAUUUGAUAACCGAUGUUUUGCUUUAUCCUUAUUUUCUCUUUCUUCUCGUACCGAUAUAAUAGUAUAUGCACAAGUAGAUAAGCACGCAGUCACUGUAUUGUGAUAUUGAACGUCGUAUACGAUGCACACGCACACUUAGUACUUGGGUACACAACGUAUUAUAAUCGCGUGUGGCGAGAGUGAAAAUAAUUACGAUUAUUGCAAACACUAUUUGGAUCGUAUUGUUGUAUUAUAACAGGCAGAUAUGAAAAUGGAAAAUUUUAGGACAAAAGGGUAACACGUUUAAUAGGUUUUUUUUUUUUUUUCUUUUCUUUAUGGCGAUGCAGGGUGUUUCAAAUAUACACAUUUUUUUUCCUCGUUAUCGCAACAACCACUUUUAUCGCGAAUUGUAAAAGUUGAAGCUAGGUUGAAGCGUCUGAUGAAAAACAUUGGAGAAAAAGAAAAAGAAACUUGAACACAAUUAAUUUUGAUUACAAAAUUGAAUUCGAUCGUAUUGUUUCGUAUUUUUUUCUAUAGAAUUCAUCCGUUACUCAGUUAACUUACGUAUUUAUCAUAUGUUAGGUGUUGUAAAUUGCUGGAAUCAGUUUUAACUGUUGCAGAAAACGAUUACUUUUUUUUUUUAACUCUUUUUUUGCUCUUCUUUUAUUCAAUUUCUCGAAAGGUUAUUGAUUUUCAAUCUCGAAAUUGAUCGAUUUUUUGUACAAAUAUUUAUCAGAAGUAGAUAAUAAAUCGGUUUAUGUUACACAAGCACGGGCGUGUCAAUGUAAAAACUUACAACUUACCGUCAAUAAUAACAUUUGUACAAUCACACACACACACACACACACCUAUUUGUGCCUAUAAAAAUAUAAGAGCGAAAUGGAAACAAUGCUUAAAAUGAUUAAUAUACAAAAUAAAUGAUGUAAAAUUGGAAGGAUAUUAUUGAAAAAUAAUAAGAUAUAAAAAACGUGCAAACAAAUACGAAAUUGAAAAGAAUUUACGCUACAUGAACACUGCGUCAGCGAACAGUAUAAAAGGGGUAAAAAUAUUACGAAGGAGUAACAGUUUAUACUUGCUUAUCAUAUUAUACCCCUUUAUUAAUGUAACAUGACACACGAUCUUCUGUAUGUAUGAACAUACAAUGCGUACAACGUGUAUCCGUUAAAUUAUAAUAUGUGUAUGUAUACGAAUUUUAUUAUUGUUACUAACUACGAUAGUAAUAUUAACGAUAAAGAUCGUUUACGAAUUUUCUGUACAUUGGAUAAUAAUUUUUACACAUUUUCUAAAUCCCGACUUCUUCUAUACGGAUAUUAAAUCCUGCUUAAUAAAUCCUGCUAUAUAAAUAUAUAUAUACAGUACAUGGUGGAUAACUCGUGUGUUUUGCAUAAAUGGAAGGUUUAUUGAACAGUCGGGGAGAGAGGGAGGGAAAAGUGACAAACUAAAGAAGCAAAUAACCAACCGAACUUGAAUGUACACGAUAAUUCCAUAGAUAUGCUUCGGUAAUAACAUUUUUUACGGAUGUAACGCACCUGUGUGGGUAUAGUACAUGUAAUGCAGACUGUCUUGAGAAUAGAUACAGAGAUUUUAGGGCCUAUGAUACAGGGUUGAUAUAAUGUGUACAUUAUUGUACGUUGUACACGAUUAAUGGUUUAGGGUAAGAAAUUUAUACCACGAUACGCGUAACGGAUGCACGAUUCGUAUGUUUUUACGCAUCACGGUGAAAAUACUUUUACGUUUCUUAUUCUCGACUGGUUUCCGAUUUUAGAUAAAAUUGUUCGUUUUAUUUUUUCGAUUUCUCUUCCCUUUUUUUCAUUUUCAUAUUACAUGGAUUACUCUACAAAGACGCUCACCUGCAGAUCGACAAACGAGGACGAAAAUGAAAACUAGAACAGGGACAAAGACGAGCUCUCAGUUUAGCCUAGGGAUCGUGUCUGUGAAACAUAGUGCCUUUUAUAUAGCGUUCACUAUUAAUUGAUAGACCUAUGUAUAUAUAUAUAUAUACAGUAAAUAAUAAUAAUAAUAUAAAUAAUAUAAAUAAUAAUAAUAACUACAACAACAACAACGACGAUGAUGAUGAUGAUGAUGAUGAUGAUGAUAACAAUAAUAAUUAGUAACAUCUAUAUUACGUGUUAUUCAGUAACAUACAGAUGUUGUUAACGGUUAUAAUAUUAAUGAGCGUUUUCAUUCUUUUUCUAACUUUCUUUUUUUGUUUUUACGUAACUAUUUUUCUUGGUGUACCAUGUAUAAAACUCUUAUACUUGAACAAUGUAAUUUAAGAAUGUACGAAAGAUAAAAGUAAUGUUAGCGAUAACAAUGGUAAUAUUAAGAAUAAUUAUUAUUGUUUAAUACCGACAUCGUACAGAAAAAUAACGUUGAAAAGAAAGGGAGGAAAACUCGUGCGCAGCGCUGUGUCGGUUAUCCAAAUUUGAAAAUUACAAAUCCCGUGUAAUAAUGAAACUGACGAUUGAGAGAAGGAAAGUAAAUAAGGCUGGUGUGUUAAAAUUUUGACUCGCGUUCAGGUCAAUAUUAAUAUCAAACGAACGUAGUAAUAAUAAUGAUGAUGAUGAUAGUAAUCAUAAUGAUAAUACAUGCAGAUAGUUGGACAUUUUUGAACUUUCAGCAACAACCAAGAUGACAACGAUUCAUUCGGAUUCGAGACCUAUAUUAUUGUAAUUAUUAUUAUUUUAUAUCGACCGCAAAAUUGGAUCAUCAGUUCUAUUAUAUCCCGAUGUACAUUGUAUGUAUAUUCGUAUGUGUAUAUACCAAUAUACAUGCAUACACAUACCCAUACAAUAUAUAUAUAUAUAUAUAUUUAAACAAUAUAAAUAUGUAUAUAUAUUUAAACAAUCUAUGUACGUACAUUAUAUUGUAAAUUAAUGCAUGUUUGAAAAGAGAAAUCGAUAUGAACCCUCUUUUUCUUUCCAUUUUGUCACCUUUCACUCCGUCAUAUGAGAUAUAUUUUUAGUCUGACGCGUAGGGAAAGACCUCGUUCUUUUCUUCUUCCUGUUUCCCUUUUCUUACAAGUAUAAAAAGAAAACUUGAAGUUUCCUACCUACGAGUGCAAUUAAUUUUUGAUGAUUUAAAAUUUUUUUUUUUUUAUUCACAUUGCCCCUCUUGCAAAAUUUCUUAUAGAUAUUUAUUCUGUACUCGCAAAUCGAUUUUGAAAUUUCUUACUUAUCUUUCAUUACAUGCAGUAAAUUGAUGUGAGGGCGAGGAUAAUGUUAUUGUUUUUUAAUUUUCAAGUUUUUAAUUGUUUCUUUUCUAUCGGCGCAUAUUACGGCACUAGAUACAUCGAUGUACGUGAUAAAUUCGGUUCUACGGUUUAUGUAUAUACGUAGAUAGAGACAGAAGCUUGUAGUAAUAAAGCGGAUCGGUGAAAUUGAUCACUUGCGAAGAUGCUGCAAUGUAGAAAAAUAAAUACUACGUGCUUAACA